This is a messenger RNA of Sitodiplosis mosellana (orange wheat blossom midge), 3694 nucleotides long. RefSeq lists its product as uncharacterized. The record is from RefSeq and is a predicted model, not a curated record. Bases 225 to 1037 code for a protein of 270 amino acids. The transcript has 4 exons. Lineage: Eukaryota; Metazoa; Arthropoda; Insecta; Diptera; Cecidomyiidae.
AAUCGUAUUGUAUGUGUAUCUCUUUCCUUUGUAAACAGCACUGCUAUGUAGUGAUUCACAAUUCAUCCAAACAGCAUUCUACUCUGACUCUAUCUCAGAAACUCAAUGCAACUGGUGCAUGAAAUUUCAGUUGUCAAUUGCAUUCUGCACAAAGUUUAUCGUUGCCGUCAGCAGAACAAAUACUUUUCAUUUCCAAAUUCAUUCAUUAUUUAAAUCAAUUGAUAAUGCCAAUCGGUGGAUCACUAAGAUGGGUGCCAGCAUCAAAUGGACAGGUUCCUCAUGGAAGUGUUGAAGGCGGUAGAGAUCUUGAAGGUGAACCCUUAUUUGUGGGUCGUGCUCGUCAUGAAGGUGAUUUGAUUCCGGGAAAAUUGGUUCCGUCUCACAAAGUGACUUAUGUGGCUUACGGAGGUUUAGAACAUCCGCACAGAAAUUAUGAAGUUUUAGUUGGUUGUCGUCCACGCUGGGUUCAAGUUACGGGAAAUCGAAUUCCACCAAAUGCCAUUCAAGGUGGAAAAACGUCUGGCGGCGAACCAUUGUUCAUUGGUCGUGUGCAUCACAAAGGAACUCUUACAAUUGGGAAAAUUCAUCCGAGCCAUGACGUCUGUUAUAUUCCAUACGGUGGACAAGAACUUCCUUUUCGAACCUAUGAAGCUCUGUUGAACGAUGAACCUGCUCCGAAUCAAUCUUCAGGAUUAGAAAGAUUAGAAAGAUUGGAAAGAAGAGCAACAACAUCAAUAUCGCAACAACCACCACCAACGCGAUCAGCACCAACAGCAGCGCCGGUGUCGACAUCAGCUGCUCCAACACCGGUGGCAUCGGCACCUGUGGCAUCAGCACCUACCGCUCCAACAGGAACGGUGCCAUUGUGCGCUAUUUGCCAAGAGGAUCUGCUCUCUAGAUCACCAAGGACACUGCCUUGUAAUCACGCUCUCUGUUCUCCAUGCAUCUAUCAGUUGAUCGAAUUUGGGCAAUCAUGCCCAGUAUGCCGCCAAGGUAUACCAUCAAUUGAAGCUUGCAAACCAAUUUUCUUUCCAUAAACCUGUUUGAAUUUAAAAAAAAGUUAGGAAAUAAUGCUCUCUACGCAGAUUGUUUCAGACCACAAAGAUAUUUCUAUGUUGCCAUGAUAUAAUAUUUGUUAAGUUUAUUUGAGGCUGUGAGAAUGAAAAUGGCAAUACAGGAAUAAACAUUCGAAGCGCAUCAAGAAAAAAAAAAUCGCAAAAGUGAAUCAUGAGUUCUGAAUACGCAAAAGUGAAACAUGAACCUCCUAUGCCUGCUCCAAAAAAAAAGUUGCCCCUCAUCCAAAAGGCCCGGGCAGUUUCGAAAAAUAUACCUCAAAAAAAUAGGUUUUGUCUAAAAAAAAUCACAUGGGUACCAUAUAAAAACCCAUGGCAAGCCCCAUAUGAAAAUUUUCAUGACAGCGAUUUCGGAAGCCAAUUCAUAUCGCAACAUUUCGACCUAAAUCAUUUUUCCAGCCAAUUCUCGGCAAAAACUGAUGAUGAGGUUUUGUUUGGCUCGUCAAUAUGUACAACUUUUACCAAGACAUCAGCCCUUGAAAAGGCAUUCUGGGCCAGUUACAGUGUAAAAUGACGAAAAAAAUGGCAAUUGUUCGGCAUUUUUUGCAUUUUUUGCUCUACUGGUCACCCAGGUGGUAAACUUUUGUUCAAUUUUGGACUUGUGUCGUGUAACCAGGACCUGUACAAAACAUUUUUUACUUGUACGAUUGCGAUUUGGAAUCCGAACAAAAAUUUAUAUUUUCAUAGUAAAAUCCAUGAAAAACGUAUAUUUUGUUCGGGAGGUACCUCAAAAAGUCAAUUUUGAGAGUUUUUGUCUGGGUAGACUCCACAUAUUUUUGAGAAAAAAUAACAUUGCACCAAGACACCAUCCCUGAAAAGCCUAUACUUAAGGAUUUUUUGGUCAAAAGUCGAUUUUUUGGGAGUUGAAAUCGAAUAUGAGGCCAGAAACAUGUGAAAACAUCACUCGAUUUGGUCAUGUAAGUACCCAAAAUGUUCGUAAAGAACCAUACUAGAUGUUCAAUGGCAGAAAGGGUAGAAAUCUUUUGCUUUUACCUGUCAAACCGAAGCUCAUGUUUGUGAUUUGCUCAUUUUGGCCUGAAAUCAAUCGGCACUAAAUUCCAUCCAAAUUGCAAUCUAAGAAGUGCCAAAUUGUUCAUACGGCUGCUGGCUACAUGACACGAGUCGAAAACUGAACAAAAGUUUACCACCUGGGGGACCAGUAGAGCAAAAAAUGCCGAAAAAUUGCCAUUUUCCGGUCAUUUUACACUGUAACUGGCCCAGAAUGCCUUUUCAAGGGCUGAUGUCUUGGUAAAAGUUGUACAUAUUGACGAGCCAAACAAAACCUCAUGAAAAUUUUCAUAUGGGGCUUGCCAUGGGUACCCAUAUGAUUUUUUUAGACAAAACCUAUUUUUUGAGGUAUAUUUUUCGAAACUGCCCGGGCCUUUUGGAUGAGGGGCAACUUUUUUUUUUUGGAGCGGGCUACUGCCCAUGUAAAUUCAUGUUUCACUUUUGCAUAUUCAGAACUCAUGAUUCAUUUUUGCGAAUUUUUUUUCUUGAUGCGUUUCAGAAUGUUCAUUCCUGUAUUGUCAUUUUCAUUCUCACAGUCUCAUUUGAAUAAAGGAUUCCUUCAAUUAAAUAUAAAAUAAAAAGUUCCCAAAGAAAUCGGCCAAAUGUUAACAUCAAUGAAUUGGAAUGAGUCAGACGAAUAUAAAAUAUGUACAUAUGAAUGCGUGAUCGUAUUCAUGAUUUCUUGUGAAUUAGUUUUCUGAGAAUCAAUUUAUUCAAUUCUUUCCCAUGAGUAUACGAAUACUGAUUAUUUCGCUGAAACUAAGAUUUGGUUUAAUCACUGGCUGUGAUUCGCAACAAAAGUGAUAACACGAUUCGUCACAAUGUCAUGAGUUAUAUGCCCCAAUGCGAAAUAAAUUAGAUUAUAUGAAGACAAAAAGAAACAUUGCUCAUUAAUUCUGAAUGAAAUAAAUGCCAUGUCUCAAUCCGAUAGAUGUGUCAAUUUACUAACCUUUCAAAUGAACCGUUGCGACAAACAAAUUUCCUCAGAAUAUUUUAAUUUUAAAGUGCAACAUAAAAUUGUUUUCAUGUGGAGUUGUUGUUGUAAACUCUAUGAAAAAAUUUCAUGUUGAACUUUAAAAUUAAAAUAUUCUGGGGAAUUUUUUUUGUCGCAAUGGUUCAAAUGCCAGUCUUCCGUUUAAUCUCCAAAAAUUCAGCACGAAAAGAAAAAAUAACAACAAAUUUAUGAUAAAAUGUUUCUUAUAAUUUAUUUCCUUGUUCUGUUCUCUUUUUGUUCUAUUAAUUGAUUGCAUUCAUCGUAGUAAAUGUCAAUAGUUUUUCCAUUUUAAAUCAUAAAUUACGUUAUGGAUAAGGAUCUACACGAUUUUUUUUCCUUCUCUCUCUUAUUAUUUUUUUUAAAUCUUCUUCUUUUCCUUAACACGUAGCCGUUCAUAAUAAAUGUUAGUAAGAUAAUAAUACAAUAAUAAUAGCAAUAAAUUUAAAAUAUAGUAAAUCUUAGUUUCAGUGUCCAUCCACAAAAAAAGUUGUAUACGUAUGCUGUAUGUAGUUUCUUCAAUUGGAAUCGCUGACUCGAACGAAAACAAAGCAAAACCAAAUGAAAUAAAGAAUCCAAAAUGAAAAUAAUAAUAAUAAUAUAAUAAAUGUUUUGAUUGUGU